GGAACUGGUCAGGAUCGGGACGCGGCUGUGCUGGAAUCCCAACAAAACUUUCCCAACAAAGUCAAGUGGAUUACAACUUUUAUCGUUGCUUUUAUUUUCCGUCUCACUCGCAGCUUGCCGCUGGAUGUCAAGUCGACCAAAACGCGUCCGUGUUGUGCGUCUCGGCGAUGAAGUAGACGCGAACAAGCGCCUGGAAAACGGAGGAGUAAGUUUGGGAAAUGAUGCCCGAGCGACUGCAUCCCUCCCUCCAAAGUUCAGCUAAGGUGGCUAACGUUAGCUAGCUCCAAGCUGCUUCCUAAACGCGCCGUGAAACUUUGUUUGCGAUCCAAACAAGCGAAAAUCCGUCCAGUCGUUGCCUAAAAAAAAGGCCUGCUUUUAGCGGAUGAUCGUCCCCAAGUGAAAGUUUUCAUCGUUGCCUCGGGUUGAGAGGAUCCCGCUAAUCGGUUAGCAUCUGUUUAAAACUCACAAAGAGGAAUAAAAAAAAAAAAAAACGCGACACACCUCUUCGUGUUUACGGGCUACAACUUCACCAUGAGGAGAAUGCGGCACUUCCAGGCGACUUCGUGUGGACUACUUGAAGAGCAUCACCUCCAGAGCUUCAGGAGAUGAGAGAGGAGGCGAACCAUGAGCUUUUUUUUUGUUGUUGUUGUUGUUGUUGCUGAAAACCUGUGUAGGAUGUGCUGAUUUCUACAUGUGGAGGAAGAACUAUGAAGUGUGGAGCUCUGGAUUUGUGCACCAGCGUGGGGCCUUCUGAACCACCUGGUGUGAGUUGUUAAACUUCAGCACCCCCUGUUUUCAUCCACCGUUUUAGCCUUUUUUAAAGCACAUUCCCAGCUUUUAAUGCACUGUUGGUAGUGGUUCUUCAGCUCUUUUGAGGGCCUGGAUGAGCAGGAUUGUGCCAAAAUGAAGGUGACUGUAACUUUUGGACAGACAGGCGUAGUGGUGCCUUGCAAAGAGGGAUGGACUGUGCGAGACCUGAUCCAGCAAGCCACGCAGAGAUACAGGAAACUCCUGGAACAGGAAGGAGAGUUCCUGGUUCGGACUCACCAUGUAGAAUACUGUGAUGGGGGUAUUCUGGACCCUGAUGAUGUACUCAGUGACCUGGUUGAAGACAAAGACAAGCUGAUGGCAGUGUACGAGGAACAAGAAGCCCAGCAGAGGAGUGUUGUUGACACCAGCCUUAGCCCCAGCCCUGACCUUCACCAAGCAGAGCUCUCUGUUUUUCAGCCAAUCACAGGAGGAGAGAUUGAAGUCAAUUCCUCAGCCCUCAAGUCUAAUACGCCCCUUCUGGUGAGAAGCAGCAGUGACUCAGCCCUCAGCCCCCAAACAACAGAGACUGAAGCCUCUGGCAACGAAGGCAGGAUUGGGAUGGCAGCCAGUCCUGCUGGGGAAGAGCCGUCAGGGGUGGACCGAGCUCAAAGCAAACCCACCUUCAAUGAGAGCCUGACCCGAGUGGUGGAGAUCCAGGGUGCAGACAGUCCGCUGGGGAUCCACGUGGUUCCAUACUGCUCCUCGCUGAGCGGACGAUCUCUUGGUCUGUACAUACGUGACGUUGAAGAGGUGAGCCGUUCAAGAAAGGAAGGCUUGUUUCACGAGGAUGAGUGCAUUGUCAAAAUCAACAACACUGACCUCAUGGACAGGACAUUCAGUCAAGCCCAGGACAUCUUUCGCCAGGCGAUGCGUUCCUCCCUCGUUCGUUUAGAAGUUCUCCCCUCCCCCAACAGGGAAAUAUAUGAGAGGAGUCUGAUUGGUCAACUCCAUGGCAGCGGUACUGGUCCCAACAGCAGUCCUCAUGUCCCCAAAUCCAAAGGUCCACCUCCUCCUGUCAAAGCCAAACCUACGUUUAAGCCCCCUGAUAAUCCAACUCCUAAUCCAGAAGUCGUCUCCAGUCCCAAGGUGAAAAGUGAGAGUCCCCUCCUUAGAAAGAGUCCUGCACUUUCUAACUUUGUGUCCAACAAGAAAGGAGGAAGGAGGCUGCGGAUUGACUUAAAGAAAGGUUCAGAAGGUCUUGGAUUCACUGUAGUAACAAGGGAUUCUUCAGUACAUGGUCCUGGUCCUAUUUUAGUCAAAAACAUUCUGCCGCGUGGAGCUGCUGUUAAAGAUGGACGUCUUCAGUCUGGAGAUCGCAUAUUGGAGGUAAAUGGUGUGGAUAUCACAGGGGUGGGCCAGGAGGAGCUGGUGUGUAUGCUCCGCAGCACUCGUCAGGGAGAGACUGUCUUUCUGGUGGUCUUGCGGCAGGAUGACAUGUUCUUGCCCAGAGAAAUGAAGGAUGAGGUGUCUCGUGUGCCUGACGUUGUUUCGGAGAAUGGAAAGGAACAACUGAUGUUUGAGAUACCCCUUAAUGACACCGGCUCAGCGGGACUCGGCAUCAGCCUCAAAGGGAACAAGUCCAGAGAGACGGGAGAGGAUCUGGGAAUCUUCAUCAAAUCCAUCAUACAUGGAGGGGCUGCAUAUAAGGAUGGGCGUCUGCACAUUAAUGACCAGCUCAUAGCGAUAAAUGGCGAGUCGCUUCUGGGACGCUCUAAUCACGCAGCCAUGGAGACGCUCCGUCGAUCGAUGUCACAGGAAGGAAACGUCAGAGGGACAAUCCAGCUGGUGGUGCUGAGGACCUUGCAGGAUCAAUUAGAGAGCUCACCUAAUUGCUCUUUUGACGGUUCAUCUGGGCUGUCAGGACUGAUGAGCCCAGUGAAGGGUCAGGCAGGAUUGGUCAGUCAGGCCACUGACUCCGUUCACCCGCCGAUGGUGAACACUAGCUACGCUUCUAGUGUGACUAACGGGAGUUACUUUCACAUGGAAGAGGAAGAGGAGGAAAUAUGUGAACAAGAUGCUCAGAUCAGCUCCAACCAGCAGUACUAUUUACAAAAAAAAGAAUACACUCACGUGUCUCUCAGGGCCCAGCCUCAGUCUCCUGCCCAGAACCAGAACCAACAGCAGUUCCAGCACAUUAAAGCCUCUAAAAGCAUGGACCUUGGUACGAGUCAGAGCCAGCAUUACAUUGUUGCAGAUGAGAGCAACGUUGGAUCCCUGGGUGGAGCCACUACUGCUCCAUCAACUCCUGUGGAACUUGGUCCAACCCUCGGCUUGAAAAAGUCCAGCUCCUUGGAGAGUCUACAGACGGCCAUGUUAGAGGUUAAUAAGAAAAAUGAGCUCCUCCCAUUCCACCGUCCACGCCCAAAUAUGGUCAGGGGAAGGGGCUGCAAUGAAAGCUUCAGAGCAGCUAUUGAUAAAUCCUACGAUGGGCCAGCUGAAGAUGAUGAUGAUGAAGGUUCAGAGCCGAGUUCAGGCCGUGACACUCCUGCAAGUAGUUCAUCCCGCCAGGGAGUUGAUCAAACAGAAGAGAAAAGCAAAAAAGACAAGAAAAAGAAAGAUAAAACUAAGAAGAAGGAAAAAAGCAAAGGCAAAGGAAAGGAAAAGGAGAAAAAGAAAGUAGAUGAGCCUGAGGAAACAGAAAAGAAGAGCAAGAAAAAAGGCUUUGGUCUUCUGAGAUUUGGAAAGAAAAAAGAGGAGAAGAAGGAGGCAAAGGCAGCUCUGCAACGACAAAAGUCAGACAUUCUGAGUGACCUCGAGCUGGAGAGGAUGAAAGAUGAAAGAGAGAGGAUUGAAGCAGGGCAUCCUGAGCUGCAUGAGCAACAGCCCAGGGAUUUGCAGGUUGCUAGUGGUGGAUCAGCAUACCCAGUCUUUGAGGAUGACGAUGCAGACCCCAACUAUGCCCAAAUUCAGACCUUCAGGGCCCAGGAGAUUAGUCCAGUGCAGCAGCCACUGCCUCAGCCUCCUCUCUACAGCACUAUUCAGCAUGCUCAUGGCCGCACACCUUCACCACUAGGUCCCUCUGGCUUUGCAGGACACGGAAAGCAUGUUAAUGAGCCUGGAGUCAUGCCAGAUGAUGACCCUCUCGAUAGGCUGUAUGCCAAAGUGAACAAACCGAGGGGAGCUGGAACUACAUCUCCUGCUCCAGCACCUGCUAAUGACAGCGUGGACAGGAUCCAGCAGUUAAAGAGAGAGUAUCAGCAAGCGAGACGAGAAGGAAUGGUUCCGCCUUACGAAGAAAUGGACCCGAGACGUCGAUGGCAUGAAACUGACCCACACAGGAUGCCAGCCAAAGGGACAGAUCAUCGUGUGACACCGCGGUAUGAAGAGGUGGAACGUCAGUACGCCUCCUUACCAAGACGAGGUCCGAUGGAUCCAGCUGAUUAUCCGAUGCAGCCAUGGUCAGGUCAUUACCCUGGUCCUCCCCAGCCCCAACAAGGAUACCCCCAGUCCCAGACUUACUGCAGUUCCCAGUCUGGCCCAUCUUAUUCUGGGUACCUGCCUGGCCAGCCAUACCCACGAUCAGGAGACCCCCGAGGGAUUGAACCUGGCUACUACCCCCACCCUAGCUCUCAACAUAGAGGGCCAUUACGACAGGAUGUGCCCCCAUCUCCCACGCCUCCAAUCCGGGCACCACGGUACGAAACCAUGACUCGUGGAACUGUGGGUGAAGGCUACAGGUAGAAUGGGGGAAUGGGAUUCUUCUGUGGACAAAGAAACUCCAGGCACCCGAUGGAUCCCAGUAUAGACCUGUGUGGUUAUACUGGAGAAUAAGAAAACAGCAGCAUCCACACCAAACCAACUCCAGAAAGAAGAAUGCAAUAUUACCACCCAUGGAGACACUAUCUUUUUAAAAUGAGGCAUCCACAUUCAGUAUUUUUAAAUGUCAAUAUCCACAAGCACGCACAGAUUUUAUCACUAAUUGUUUGGUCUUUUACAUCUCAAUCACAGUAAAGUGCUGUAUGAAAUAUAUUUUAUGGUAUGUUAUUAAAGCUGCAGCUCUUAGGUUUAUUUUAUGUUUCUCUAAGUCAAGAUGAGUUUAAUUACAUUUUAGUACAAAAUUAGAUCAAAUCCAAGUGGGAAACCAAAUGACUCAAUUUGGCUCUUUGUUAAAUGUAUCCGGCAACAACAGUAAUUCAAAUCAGCUAAAGUAAACCUAAAUCUCAUUUGGCAUUUGAAUCAAAGUUAGCUGUAUGGGACAUACAUUUAUUUAAACCGAUAAUUUAAUCUGUUCUCUGUUUGUCCCUAAUCUGUCAACCUGUGUAAACUGAGUCACCUCACACUGUUAGAAUAUUUUUAUUUUCACUUCACUUUUAGUAUCACUUGUUCAGUCUGUUGUUAAAAUACAGGACAACCUUUCAAAUUCUUUUAAAAGCU
Molecule: messenger RNA, 5184 nt
Organism: Nematolebias whitei (Rio pearlfish)
Lineage: Eukaryota; Metazoa; Chordata; Actinopteri; Cyprinodontiformes; Rivulidae
Gene: pard3bb
Product: par-3 family cell polarity regulator beta b
Exons: 26
Coding region: 904-4491 (1195 amino acids)
Biological process (GO): intracellular protein localization; microtubule cytoskeleton organization; establishment or maintenance of epithelial cell apical/basal polarity
Cellular component (GO): cell cortex; adherens junction; apical junction complex
Molecular function (GO): phosphatidylinositol binding; protein binding
Source: RefSeq, a predicted model, not a curated record